GCUCUACCACCUCUACCACUACCUCCAGUAGUACUACUACAGUUACGUGCGGUACCGCUAAUAAUACCGCUCCAGGUUGUAAUAGUGCGAGUGUAAGGUAGAAUCUACGACUCGUUGAUUCCUGUCACUGCCAGCACUAGCAGCAGAAGCACCAGUAGAGGUACGACGGCAUCACACUGCACGUAAGGUUAUGUGUAGCAUAGUGCAAGUAGUGUAUGCCAUUAAGGGUAUUGCCCUGGAGAAAGAGGGCCUUUGACUGACCGUUUCCGCUGCGCUACCGCUACCGAAGACGUUGGCUGAAGCACGGCGAGGAACCUAUUAAACGAGCAGCUAGUUCAGCAAACUGCUACUCAUCACACUGUUUGUCUCAAUGAUCAUUUUCUAGUUGACAAUGCUGCUAUUCCUGCUAGUACAGGGCUCCUGAUGGUUGUGGUGCGUGUCCUCUAGUGUUUCCUAGUGUUGGUGUGGACGCUGCCAGUGACUGCUACCCGUGUUGCUAUUGAUCGGAGGUACUAGGGGAAAGGCGUGGCUCCUUCCAUCCAAGCGCUCGCGAGGCCUUUAGAUCGGUUCAGUGUGGUUUUCGGUGGUGUCGUUCCGACAUCUUACACAGUACAAGUACAUGCUACAUGCUACAGCACUACAUCAUGCUGGUGUCUGGCUAAGAGCCCAACAUGCCUGUCCUCUCAGUGGCGACUCACUGUGCUUCCAAACAAGCAAGCGGUAUACACCAUGGAAGACCCAUCUCGAUCAUCAGCACAGUGAGUACAUUCAAAUGACUAGCAGUGGCAAAUCUACCGGUGACAAGCUUUAGGCGUUUUGACGUUGUGUAAUUGAAGAAGGGUCUCCCUACGCCGCUGCUUUGGGCUUCGUUUGGAACGAGCUUCUUCUUGAUCAUUGUCAAGAGGGACCAGAGGGCCCAGGUUCAUUGCAAGGCUAUCCUUGUUUCAACCAUCAGGAUAAGUUGCAUCAGGAGCCUGUACGACUCCUAGACUGCAGACUGCAGACCAGGCGUGACAGAGAAGCGUGUAAAGUAACACACAAGAUAUUGUAUUGUAGUCUGGACCAGUGGCGAGCCAGUGGAGAGCCACAUUGCCGACCACGAGCACUACAGGUGCCAACAGCAGCCCAGCUCAUGCCGGACAACACGUCGACUUCUUCACUGACUUGAGCCGGACAUCAGCAACUAGGUCAGUGAAGUGCGAUAUUCUGACUGCGGUCGUCGUCGGCAGCAGCAGUCGCAGCAGCAGCAGCAAAGCUCGUCAAUGAUGGUGUCUGCGGUUAGCUCACACUCACCGUCAAGCAACUCCUCGGCUGCCGAAGCUGACGGUGCAGUGUACGUUCCUCAAUCUGCCUUCAGUCUGUCAUCAUCUUCCUGUGGCGUUCAGCCUGCUGCUCGUCAAUCCAUACCACUUCAGACUGGCAUAUACCCGUCUUCGCGACCAGCCCAGCAGUCUCAACCACUCUUUAUAUAUAACUACACAGGACACACGCAAAACCGUGCUGCUACAGAACCUAGCGAUUCAUCCAGGAUUGUUGAACUACACUCACCUAGCUCACCUGAAGUAGAUGUAAUGGAGGAGGACGACGAAUCACGUUUUGAUAUUGGUGAGCCGCCACCACUCAUCAAAAUAAGGGAGUCUCCAUCAGAUGGCGAUGAUGUACGAAGUACACCUUCUCUUGACUCUGCACAUCACACCAGCAGUAGUGAAGGCCACCAGCCCGUCAUGCCUGCAAUUCCACCCCCGUCAUUCGUGACCGUUGUCAAUCCCCUGAUCAAAAUGGCUAGUCCAAUAGGAGAGCAUCCACCUCAUCCCAUGGCAGGUGGUGUCGGUCCCCAGUCGUUAGUUCAGUAUCGCCUGGUAACCACGGCUACAUCACCUGAUCAGAUGAAAGCAAUCGGCAUGGCACCGCUGCAACCAUCGCCUGUGCCCAUUCCAACUCGUCCUGUGGCCAGCACAGGACAAAUCUUCACCGUUCCUUAUCCAUACUACACGACUGGCAUCUUACCUAAUACGUCGUCCGCGCAAGGAGUUGUGGAAGGCAGUGGCCAAUCAGCUGUUGUUGCUGCUGGUACAGGUGGUACCUGGGCAAGCAUAAAGCCAGGCGCCAUACCUGCCCAGUCAUCAUCUCUGAUCCAGUGCUUUCUGCCACGUCAUGCAGGCUUUGCCACAACAAUAGGGACCGCUACAAACACGGGACCACGACAAGAUCAAGCAGCAACAUAUAUUGCUAAUGGGCCAUUGCAGCGUUCAGCAGCAUCGUAUGACAGCAAAGGUUUAAGUUCACGGCAUGAGGCACUGCGAGUAGUCCACCCAGCACCUACAGGAGAUGCCCAUAGGCUUACUUCUCCAUACCAGCAGCAGCAGCAGCAGCAGCAGUCCACCAGGACCUUUGGUCACGCAUCAGUGCUAUCACCAGAGCCAGAAAGUCCUAGCUCCAAGUAUUACCAUUCAGCGGCUGGGGAGCAGAGUGGUUCAUUGCAUGAGGCGCCAAUGCAAACCAACGCUGUGCCCUAUUAUCGUCUUCAAGGUCCUUACACAGUGGAUGACGGAGUGGAGGAUCGCGUAGCACAUGAAAGGCAAGAGUUGGUGAAGCCGGAUCCAGCCCGUAUCACUGCCUCAGUCACCGGUGGCGCUGACAAUGACCUCUCCGAUAGCAGUAGUGUGACAGGAGGCGAGAAGCAAACACAAGACCUGUACUGGUGUUCUCAAUGUCACUUCACGUUCAAGUGGCGGCGACAUCUUGAGCAUCACUUUGCUGCUCAUCGCACCGCAGAGCGUCCCAAUCUGUGCCACCUGUGUGGACGUUGCUUCACUCGCGGCGACCAUCUGAACCGCCACGCCAGCAUGCACUUCAUCAACAAAUUGACGUGUCAGCUGUGUGGAGAGACCCACCAGCGUGCUUCUCACUUGGAAAUGCAUUGGCACAAUGCUCACUCCAACUACCUGUCCAACAUCUGCCUGCCCGCUGCUCAGAGCGCAGUGGCAAAGCCUCACUCGUACUCGGCUGCAGGACGCCAGGGAAUGGCAGUCCACACUGCUUCAACAUCAUCUCAUCAUCAUCAUCAUCACCAUCAUCAUCAGCAACCUCACCACCAUUCUCAGAGUGUUGGCUACCAUAGGUCAGCAUCAUCAUCAGCUGCAGCACUCUCAUCGCAACAGAUGGGCCAUGCCAGCAACGAAAGCAGCAUGGUGGCAGAUGACAACCAGACUGAUCCAUCAGUAUCAACGAGUGAAGAGCUCACUCCCAUCGAGGAAUCGGCCGUGAAAGUGGCCAUGCGACCUGUUCCAUCCGGAGACACUCGUCCGUUCCGCUGUAAUACCUGUGCCCGUGCGUUUAGCCGUCUGGCACACUUGCAGCGCCACCAGAACGUGCACACUGGCGACAAGCCGUACCGCUGUUCACUCUGCGGCCGUACCUAUCACACGUCAGACAAGCUGAAGGCGCAUGUUGUCAUGAUGCACGACAGCCACCUCAUCUCCUGUCCAACAUGUAAGAAAGAGUUCAGCACUAUGGGCGCCCUCACAAACCAUCAGAAGGUGCACAUCAGAGAACGGAUCAACUCUACAAUGAAUGCUGAGUCGUACGAGAACAGAAAAUUGAAAAUGGGCAAGAAGACGAAGCAUCGUGAACGCGAAGAAGUUGAAGAUGAGGAGCAUCAGCCGAGCUCAAAGAGAGUAAAGGAAUCGACCGCUUCUGUUGGUGCUGCGGAUGACAGUGCGGCUGUUCCCGACGAGCUGGGACUGUUUCAAGAUGAGCCUAACGAGAUUGUUACGACUCAGCAGGACCAGGAAGAAUUGGAGAGAAUGAGAGUGAUGGUAGAGGCAUUCUCUGACCACCAUCAGGAUAGAUACGAGCAGUAUAGGCGUUCUUCACUACCUCGAACGCAAGUAAAACGUCUGAUGCAGGCUGUAGCCGGAUCUGGUGUGUCCAUUCAGCCCAACGCUGUCAUUGCCAUGAAUGGUGUUACGAAAGUUUUUGUGGGCGAGAUUGUCGAGGAGGCGCUGGACUAUCGUGACUCACAGAACGAAACUGGACCUCUCAAGCCUCAACACAUACGUGAAGCUGUGCGCCGGCUGAGGAAUAAGGGCCAUGGGACAUUUCAAUUGGCGUCUAUUCCUAAGGGUCCACGCCUGUAGAACACUCCGAUGCACGUUCAAUGUACUUCAGGUCAGUGAGGUUGCUACAGAUAAGAACUACAAAAUAGGCGAGCUGCUUCACUCCGUGGGCCUAUUACAUCUAUUGGUGUGAAAGCAUGUUGAGAUACUCUCAGUCUGUAUGUGCGUGCGCAUGUGUGUGUUAUGUGUGUGCUUGCGCGUGUGUGCGCGCGCGCACACGUGUGUGUGUUAUGUGUGUGUGUGCGUGUGUGUGUUAUGUGUGUGUUGUGUGUGUGUGCGUGUGUGUGUGUGUUAUGUGUGUGCUUGUGCGUGUGUGUGUUAUGUGUGUGUGUGUGUGUACAUUGUAUACAGUUUUUGUGUGUUAGCAUGUCUGUCUGUCUGUCUGCACGUGCAUGUAAAUGUGUGUACUAGUAUUUUAGCAUCAGGUUGCUGGCAGUCUGGACAAUGACCAAAAGUCAAACUUAUAUAAUAGCAUGAAUAGUCUUGCGGAGUCGAGUGUUGCUGCCGGUUAGAAACACACCGUACUCAUUUAGUUGAUGUUUUGUGCUGUGUUUCUGAUUUCAACCUUUUGUACUCUUAUUUUAUUCCAGAACUGAGCAUGUAUUGCUGGAUGUACAGGUGUAUGUUAAUGUGCAUGUUUCUUGAGAUGUCUGUAUACAGUGUCGUAAUGUUUCAAUCAAAUCGCACAUUUGCAGAACUAUUCAACAUGCCAUAAUUAUGUUUAGUACAUGUACCACCAGAUUUAUUAUUUUUGGUAUCAGUAGUGAACUCCUUCGCACACAUUCAGUGGAUCAUUGUUUGCAGGAUCCAGGUUGGUGCAAUCCUUCCAACUGCGUAGGUAUUGCAAAGGUCUUGACUCUUGACCAUGA
Sycon ciliatum is the source of this 4987-nucleotide messenger RNA. Its product is annotated as zinc finger protein 236-like. The transcript has 3 exons. Gene Ontology annotation, biological process: RNA polymerase II preinitiation complex assembly; transcription initiation at RNA polymerase II promoter. Lineage: Eukaryota; Metazoa; Porifera; Calcarea; Leucosolenida; Sycettidae. Gene Ontology annotation, cellular component: transcription factor TFIID complex; nucleus. Gene Ontology annotation, molecular function: protein heterodimerization activity; transcription coactivator activity. The record is from RefSeq and is a predicted model, not a curated record. Bases 1263 to 4139 code for a protein of 958 amino acids.